AACAGCCCUAAGCGCAGACGCGUGCGCGGACCUACGGCACGCGCGGAGCAGAGGAGGGAAAACAAGACGCCAUUUUGUGCCGCGGUUUCGCGCUUUCCUUCGACGAUGAGGCCGGGCUGGAUCCCUCCGGCGAGGCCGGCCCUUUUCCUCUUCGCCUUGGUGCUUCUGGCGAGGCCGGUCGGCGCCUAUAAGUUGAAUGUGCCGAAGGUGUUGUUGCCCUUCAGCCGGGACAAGCGCGUUCCCUUCGUGCUGGGCGCUGAGGGCGGUUGCUACUCCUGGUACUCCACACGCCACGACACAGUCACCAUUGAGCCAGUGUACGAGAAUGGUACUGUUUGCUCACAGAAGGCUUUGCUGACCACCUGCUCUACACAGGCCACAAAGCUGGCCAGUGUGAUCAUAGCAGAGGAGACAGUGACAGGUCACUUGCUGCGUUGCGAUGUCAUUGUGGAUCUCAUAGACCAUGUUGAAAUCAUCUCCCGAACUCGAGAGAUCUAUGUGGAAGAUUCCCCGCUUGAGCUGAGUGUGAGAGCUCUAGAUGCUGAAGGGAACACAUUCAGCAGCUUGGAAUGGCUGGAAUUUGAGUGGAGCAUCGCCAAGGACGAUGAGAUGGAAAACGUGGAACCGUCAAGCAAAAUUAGGAUUUUAAAAUAUUCUGAAGCAGAAUAUUCUCCACCAGACUACGUAGUUGAGAUGGAAAGAGAGGAGAAACAAGGAGAUAGGAUUCUGGUGUCAGGAAUCAAAACAGGCGCGGCAGUCGUAAAGGUCCGAAUACAGGAGCCUGUUUACAAGAAAGUCGCUGCCGCCCUGGUGCGUCUGUUGGUUUUGGAGAACAUAUUCUUAAUCCCUUCCUAUGACGUCUACCUGCUGGUUGGAGCCUACAUUAAGUACAAAGUUGGCAAAAUAGUUCAGGGAAAGAUCACAGAGGUGGAAUUGCCCCUGGAGCAUUAUGUGCUGGAACUGCAGGAUGAAGUCAAAGCAUCUGACAGGUCCGAACUCCUCCCUGUGGCCCGACUGGAUGCAAAGACAGCUACCAUCACCGCCAUUCAGCUGGGACAGGUUAACCUGGUCUUAGUCCACAAAAACAUCCACAUGCGAGGAUCAUCUGGACUCCCCAACUGCAGCAUAUAUGUGGUAGAGCCUGGAUUUUUAGGUUUCACCAUCCAGCCUGGCAACAGGUGGACACUUGAAGUGAAGCGAGGGUAUACCAUCACAGUUGAAGUGUAUGAUAAAUCAAGCACCAAGAUCUACCCAUCUGAUAAUCUCCGGAUAACUCACAAGUUUCCUGAGGAAUAUUUUGAUGAGUUUACGUCUUCAGUGAACGGUUCCUACCACAUUGUUCAGGUUCUGAAGGAUGGCAUCACCAUAAUUAAAGCCACGCUGGUGUCUGUUCUCCUCCAGGAGGGUUCAGAAGAUUUCUUAGUAUCCCCCAUCAGCCAUGAGCAAGAAGUGAAGAUUUACCUUCCCAUCACGCUGACGCCCUCCUUCUUGGCCUUCCCGCACCAUCCUCUGGAUGUCUUGUAUCGCUACAGAGUUCAGGUAGAGGGAGGCAGCGGCAACUUCACCUGGACCUCUUCCAACCAGACAGUGGCCACCGUCACUGUCAAAGGGGUGGUCACGGCAGGGCUCGUUGAGGGGCAGAGUGCUGUGCAAGCCAGAGAUGUGCAGAACCCCUUCCAUUUUGGCGAAAUAAAGGUGUACGUGCUCAAGCUCUCGAAGAUGGAGUUCUUGCCGUUCCACGCAGACAUUGAGAUCGGACAGACCUUGGAACUUCCUCUCAUGAUGUAUCACGUCACAAAGGAGACAGGGGAGACCAUCGCUUUCAGUGACUGCUCCCUCUUAGCCCUGGAUGUCAGCAUGGAUAAGCAAGGAGUGUUUGCCUUAGAUGAAGAGGGUAAGCAGAAAGCCGGCCCAGCCUUCUGCUCCAGCAUCCAGCUAGCAGCAAAGUCUCUCGGGCAUACAUUGGUGACAGCCAGCGCCACCGUCUACGAGGAGUAUUUUGAAACUAGUGCCACCUUUGCUGCUUACGAGCCACUCAAGGCUGUGAACCCUGUGGAGGUGGCUCUGGUGACCUGGCAUUCGGUGAAGGAAAUGGUGUUUGAGGGAGGACCCAGCCCGUGGGUUUUGGAGCCAUCCCGCUUCUUCCUGGAGCUCAGAGUGGAGCAUGAGGACAAAGUCCAUGUGAUGGAGGUUCGGUUGCCGGCCAAGAGGAAGCAAAGCCAGUAUAUUUACCGGAUCACAUGCCGGGAGUUGGGGGAACAGGUGUUCACGUUCCAUGUGGGCAAUCAUCCGGGCGUGCUGAACCCCAGUCCCGCUGUAGAGAUGGUGCAGGUGAGGUUCAUUUGUGCCCACCCUGCCAGCAUGGCCGUGACACCUGUGUAUAAACUGGCAGCUGGGACUCCGCCUUGCCCCCUGCCUCAGCACCACAAGCAGCUGGUCCCCGUGUCCAGCUUGAGGAACACCGUUUUGGAACUAGCUUUGUUUGACCAGCACCGGAGGAAGUUUGACAACUUCACCUCUCUGAUCCUGGAAUGGAUAUCACCCAAUCAGACCCUUGCUCACUUCACUCACCCGAGAUCUAUGCAGAUGGUACCAAAGGAUGAUGGAACCGGACAGACCAGGCUUCAUGGACACCAGCUCCUGGAGGUGCGUCAGAUCAAGGGGACAGUUUUGAUUGCCGUCAACUUUGUGAAAUAUUCCGAGAGAGGCAGCCCGAGAGAGGUCUCUAACUCUCCUGCCUCUGCGUCUGUGGAGCUGCUGCUGGUUGAGGAUGUGACCAUGGUUCCGGAUAACGUCACCAUGUACAAUCAUCCAGAUGUAAAGGAAGUGUUUGCGCUGGUGGAAGGGUCUGGCUACUUCCUCGUCAACAGCAGUGCAGAGGAAAUGGUGAACAUCACCUACCUGGAAACAGAGAGUGCCAUCCAGGUCAUUCCUGUCCUCCCUGGCUCUUUGACCUUGGAAGUCUAUGACCUGUGCCUGGCCUUCCUAGGACCCGCUACAGCCUACCUUCGUGUCUCUAACAUGUAUGAAUUGGAAGUGGAUCUCGUUGAUAAGAUUGAGAUUGGCAAAUCUGUGCUGGUCUCUGUGCGUGUCCUGGGACAUCAUCAACACCCUUUCCAGAGUAAAUACUUCAUCUACAUGCAGCUCCAGCUGAAGGCAGCCUCCCCUAUUGUUACACUUACGCUAAUGGAGGAAGUGGGUGACUAUUCCGAAGUCUAUGUGCUCCGAGCCAUGGCAGUGGGGCAGACGACUCUAGUGGCCACAGCCUGGGAUAAAAUGGGAAUCAAAUUCACUUCCGCACCUCGGAAGGUGGAGGUCUUUCCACCAUUCAAACUCAUCCCAGAGAAAAUGACCCUCAUUCCACACAACAUGAUGCAGGUGAUGUCAGAGGGUGGCCCACAGCCACAGUCCCUUAUUCACUUCUCAAUCAGCAACCAGUCUGUGGCCACAGUUAACGGAGUGGGGCAAGUCACCGCCAAGGCCGUGGGCAUGGCCACGAUUCUGGGGACCAUUCGGGCUGUCAAUGAAGACACGGGAAAAGUCAUCGUCUUUUCACAGGAUCAAGUAGAUCUGGAAGUUGUUCAGCUGCGAGCGAUAAGGAUUCACGCUCCUGCCACCAGGCUCAUCACUGGCACCAAGAUGCCUGUUUAUGUCAUUGGACUGACCAGCACUCUGACGCCAUUCUCCUUCGGGAACUCCAACCCAUCGCUGAUGUUCCACUGGGCAAUGAGCAAGCGGGACGUUCUCGACCUCCUUCCCAGACACUCGGAGGUUUCCCUACAGCUUGUUCCAGAAAGUAACUUUGCAAUGGUCUUGCACACAAGGGCAGCCGGGAGGACGAGCAUCAAAGUCACGGUGCAGGCUUUGGACCCGCGCGCAGGGCAGUUCGAAGGACACCUCUCUGAGCUCUCAGACGAAGUGCAAAUACUAGUCUUUGAUAAGCUCCAGCUCUUCUCCCCAGAGUGCCCCGCAGAGCAAAUUCUGAUGUCCAUGAACUCGCAGCUCAGGUUACUCACAAACAGAGACGGGGCAGCCUUUGUGAAUGCCCAGAUCCUGCAGUGCUUUCCAAACUCCUCUGUCAUUGAAGAGAAUAGGCACGGCCUCCUCAAGGCAGGAGCCGUCACAGGUACUGCGGUGCUGGAAGUGACCUCCUUGGAACUCUUCGGCGUCAACCAGACAGUCAUCACCGGAGUGCGGGUGGCUCCAGUGUCCUACCUGCGGAUGAGCAGCUCUCCCAAGCUCUAUACGGCCAGCCGGGUGCCCCUGAGUGCCUUUCCCUUGGGCAUGUCCCUCACCCUCACCAUCCAGUUCUACGACAGCACCGGGGAAAUGUUCCAUGUGCAGAGCACCCAACUUUACUUGGCCUUGAACAGAGAUGACCUGCUGCUCAUCCGACCCAGCAACAAGAAUUACACUUACAUUGCCCAGGCCGUGAACAGGGGGGUGACCCUGGUGGGCGUCUGGGAUGAGAAACACCCGGGCAUGGCAGAUUACAUCCCUGUCCCAGUGGAGCACGCCAUCGAGCCAGACCUCCGUGAGCCGCUCACCAUGGGAGACGUGGUGUGUUUCAGCACGCCUCUCGUCAACCGAGAAGGGGAACCCGGGACAUGGCAAAUUGUGCCUAGUGACAUCCUUGAGAUGGACACAGUGAGCGGAGCAGCAUUUGCAAAGAAUGCUGGGAAAGCCACGGUCUUCCAUGAUAUCCCCGGGAUCGUGAAAACUUACAGAGAGGUCGUCAUCAGCGGCUCCUCGAGACUAACCCUUCACCUUGGUCCCAAACGUUACCUCACCAACACUCCAAACUCCUCUGAGUUCCGGGUUUUCAUCGCCACAAGCGGCACAAAAACAAGCCUUCGAGGUCCUUGCAGUUCUGUCCAGCUUCAUGCCAUCACAGAUCUACUUGCCCCAGAAUCUCUGGUGACCUGUCAGGUGGAAUUCAGCGAGACAGUCCUAGACAUACCAGCGCACAAGAUCUUUCACGUCCGAUCCGCUUUCUACACUGAUAAAGGUCUCUAUGCCUGCAUAAUAAUGGUGAAAGAGCAGCCAGAAGCCGACCUGCUGGCCCUGAGCACUGCCGAGGGCUUGGUGUAUGUGGCUGCCUCUCUCCUCAGCGAGCAGAGCCACGACGGGGUGCAAAAGCUCUCGGUCCCCUUCUUGCCCGCCUUCUACAUCAACCAGUCCGAAGUGGUCUUCAGCAGCACGGAGCCGAGCAGCGAAAUCGUGGUCCUGGGGGCGAGGCGAGUGACUGAAGAAAUAGAGGCCCAGCCCAGCCACCCAGUGAUCACCGUGGGACGGCCCUUCCAUCUGCCUGACAUGCCCGGGCUUGUCAUCUACCCUGUCAGCGUGGUCAACCUCACAUCCCUCCAGCAGAUGGCAGCACCCGUCUUCAUCAACCUCUCCUGCAUCCUGACAGGCCAGAGGGCCGCUGUCUUAGCGAGGGCUCUGCCAGAAAAGCAUUUAUUUGAUCAGUGUGCUGAAGCAGGCCUUGUCAAGCAGCUGGUCGGCUCCUACCAGGUCCUCCUCUUCACCAUCUUUGCUGUUCUAGCAUCCACCAUGGCCAUCUUUCUAACCUACAAUGCUUUCUUGACCAGAGUACAGACAGUGCCGGUUGUCUACGUUCCCACGUCAGGCAUGAUACAGACAGGGUACCUUUCUCCUCCUCCAAGUGCUCAACAUCACUAUUCGGGUGUAAGGAACAGGACUCAGGCCUGGCUUUGGAGCGUAAGACGAUAGCCACCACUGGACGACAAAGGACCUCCAAUCAGUGUGUAAAAGAGUAAAUGGGUGGAAAAUUGUGGCAGGCGU
Rhineura floridana is the source of this 5805-nucleotide messenger RNA. RefSeq names its product nucleoporin 210 like (gene NUP210L). NCBI's taxonomy places the organism in Eukaryota, Metazoa, Chordata, Lepidosauria, Squamata, Rhineuridae. The transcript is spliced from 40 exons. The coding region runs from base 106 to 5733 and encodes 1875 amino acids. Gene Ontology annotation, cellular component: trans-Golgi network transport vesicle; nuclear pore; endosome. Gene Ontology annotation, molecular function: GTP binding; GTPase activity. Gene Ontology annotation, biological process: protein secretion; regulation of exocytosis; protein localization to plasma membrane. The record is from RefSeq and is a predicted model, not a curated record.